Mycena indigotica is the source of this 1161-nucleotide messenger RNA. RefSeq lists its product as uncharacterized. The transcript has 4 exons. The coding region runs from base 1 to 1161 and encodes 386 amino acids. NCBI's taxonomy places the organism in Eukaryota, Fungi, Basidiomycota, Agaricomycetes, Agaricales, Mycenaceae. The record is from RefSeq and is a predicted model, not a curated record.
AUGACGACACCUAAUCCUCUUGACAUCCCCGAGCUGCUUGACCGCGUCCUUUGGAACCUACACCACUCAACCAAAGACCUUUCCUCGUGUGCGCUCGUCGCGCGAGUGUGGGUUUACCCGGCCCAAGUUUAUCUCUUUCGCACGCUUCGAUUCUACCAAGGCAUCUCCGCUAAGACGCUUAUAAUCACCCUCUUGGCUCCUCGCAAUGCACAUCUUCUUCCCCACAUCCAGCACCUGCUAAUUGACUACCACCGGGACGACACGGCCGGAAAUGACGCCCUGCAGAACAUGCUGCCGUUGCUGGGCCGGGCAGUGCAGCCAUGCCCCAAUCUGACGCGCUUGACCUUCCAAUACUCUGGCGACCGUCUUGCUAGAGUCGCCAUCACUGGUCUGCGCGACCUUUUGUUCGUGAAAUCGUUGCAAACGGUGACGAUUCACUGUCGCGCAUUCUCAUCUGAAGAAGACUUUUGGAAAGUCUGGGGAAACUGCUCUCCCAAUAUCCGCCAUCUAAACUUGAUGUGUGCCUGGUAUGAGCGUCCAGGGACUCGUCCAAACGACCAAAAGCAACCGAAGACGAUUCCGCUCGCCUCCUUUUGCCUUCCACGGACCGCGCAAACUCAUCUCGCAAAGGCAAUGCUCGAAGCGCUUCCCUUCGCGCUCAACAACCUAACAACCCUCUCGGUCUCAAGUGCUAACCACUCAGCAGUUCUUUGGGAGGCUCUGCGGCCCAGAAACAACAUCCAGCGGCUGCAUUUCCGUGUCGAGCCAUAUAUCGCCAGCCAUGCCACCCCAUUUGAACUGUCUGCCUUUCCAAAGCUGAUCUUCGUCGACUUUGCCUUCCCUCUCCAUCAAACCCACAUCAACAUAUUGGCAAACCUCGUCGCCACAAUCCCGCCGACAAAUCAGCUGCAGACCAUGCAGCUUGAGCAGUACAGCACACCCGAAGAUCGUUACAACGGCAGGAUUAACCCAUCAACUCUUGACAGCACCAUCGCUGCCAUCCCCGGUGCCUUCGAGGUCUGGCUGAAGAUGACGCCGGGCAUGGCGACCAUUUGGCGCCACGGGUUCUCGCACACGAGCAAGUCCAAAUUGGUUCGCAAUGCCGCUAUUGAAUGUGAGUGCUAUGGUUGUCGGCCUUUAACUACACUUCUGUACAAUUAA